Molecule: messenger RNA, 1739 nt
Organism: Orbicella faveolata
Lineage: Eukaryota; Metazoa; Cnidaria; Anthozoa; Scleractinia; Merulinidae
Source: RefSeq, a predicted model, not a curated record
GUAGACUUUGUGAGGGUAAAUAAAGUUUGUCUAUAUAUUUUACAUAUGUACAACAACUGUUUCUGUCUUUAAAAAUUCAGUACAUCAAAUGAAAGCUCUAAGAUUUGCUCUUGUUCUCUUUUUAUCACACUGCAGAGCCACGGUAACAGCUUCGGUUAAGUCUACAUUGAGACAAUUAGUACAUCUUGCCAGGGUUUUAUCAUUUCCAGUAGCAGAAUAUAUAAUCCAAACCCUCAAAAUCUUUAACUGGCUUUCAUUUUCACAGGGGGUCCUAAUUCUAGAACUGACCCAUCUGCCAUAGUUCCUGUGUCUUUAGUCCAGGCUCAGGAUAAUUCUAACAAUACAAUGCCUCCAGUUCCUGGUAAUGCUGGUGUCCCUCCAAGGUUGCCUCUACCUAGAGAUGGAUUUUCAACAAGACAGUAUCUUACAUCCUUAGCUCAAUCCGGGACCCUGGAGACUGACAAUGAUUCCACAGUAUCACCAAGAACUGAUACAUCUCAGGGAGCAUGGACACCUACUUCAUCUCUUCCCACUGGUCACUCAAAUGUAAAUCCUGUAAUCCAACUGACCAUUGAAGAUGGUAAGUUGUACCAAGUUGUAAUGCCCAUGACUAUAUGUUCGUGUGUGUUUCGAGAAAAUAAAUUAAUCAAUCAAUCAAUGAAAUAUAAAUACUGGCAUUAAAUAAGAUCCAAUAAGGAAAGACUAUUUUCAUACCCUAUUAUUUAAAAUAUCAUGUCAUUUACAUGAUAAUGGAUCUCUUUUCAUUGACUCUAUAGAUUUUGUUGCCUGCAGUGCUGAUACAAUCAUCAGAAAGAAUUGUGACACCACAACUUAUGUGUGCUGCUGCGAGCUCACAAAAUAUUAAAAGUGAAUAUACUGUAAGGACAGACUAAAACAAUCACAUUACAGUAAAACCCCGGUAGGGAUAUGAAAAACAGUUCGAGUUGGCGGGGACUCCAUUUUUCAGGGUCGAUUGAAUAUCCAACUUGCCAUGUUAAAAAUUGAUAUUUUGCCGAGUUUUUCAGCACUUCAGUAUACAGUGACAGCUAAAGGUACCGCAUCCAGUAUGACUCAUAGGAUCGGGAAAUGACUGUCACUAAUUAAUAUCAAAUUGCUGUGGUGUUAGAUUUGAGUGUGUUUACCAAUUACAGGACAAGAAAACCAAAUGGGAUGACAUCCCUGUUAAGUUACAUGAACCAGAAUUCGAGUUAUCAGGGUAAAUUUUUAUCAAGGGCAAUGAAAUUUGGUUCGAGUUAGCGGGGAAUUCGAGUUAUCAGAGUUUGAGUUAACCAAGUUGAAAUGACUGAAAAGUGGGGACAAAUCCAAUGAAAUGGGACUUGGUUCGAGUUAGCAGGAAUUCAAGUCAUCUGAGUUUGAGUUACCGGGGUUCUACUGCACUGUUAAAACUGCAAACAUUUACAUACAAAUUGGUUGCCAUGGGAAUGGGAUACAACUGCUAACAUUGUCUUCCACAACUACAGAUGCCGAUUUACAACAAAGUCCAUUUGAGAAUUCUGUCAUAGUACUGGACCAAAUUCAAGGUAACUCAUUUUUUUAAUUAGCCCAUCCAGGCUUUUAUCCAGGAUUUGAAAAGUGGGUGUCCAAAAUGUGCACUAGUGUCUGCUCAAAUGGACAUUUAUAAGGCAACAUAUGAACAAUGAUUUUCUUUAAGAAUAGGCCGUCCACAAGACAACCUGGACACUCAUCUGGCAAAUUGCCUGAGCUCAGCCCAUUGACUC